CCUGGAGAUCAAACUUUUAGCUGUCCAAUAUUCAAUUUUCCUCAUUUAUUUCCCUUUUAAUUUAUACGAUAUAUGAUAUGUUUAGAUGAGAAUUUAACACUUUUAAAGAGGAUUUAGAAGCUCUCUUCUUCUUCUCUCUCCUGAUACUGGGAGGAUUUGCAGUUCUUGGUGAAUCUAGAGGAAUUAAAAAUCUACAAAACCUAGGACAGUUUUGUUAUUUUCCUGGAUUGCGUGAAUCAUUUCAUCAUCUUCUACUUGUCCGGAAGAGAAAGUAGCCAUCAUUGAAGCAUUUAGAAUGCCGGAGAAAGGAGCGAUUCUAUCUCCGGUUCAGAGCCAGUUACUGACACUACGGCCGAGUCCUCUGCUUCGAUGGCGUCUCGGUGCUUUCACGACACUCGUCUUCUUCCUCAUGUUAGUCGUCUGGAGCAUCGACGGUUGCUCCAUCCAAACCUUCGUGCAGCCGUGGAGACUCAACGCCUACUCCCUCCGAGUAACUACUACCUCUCCCUCUCCUUCCCCUUCGCCGUCACUAAAACCUCAUCUUCUAGAUUCCGACAAACCCCACCGACAGAAUCUCACGACGGUUAAUCCGAACGUGAAGAAGACGAAUCUCACUACGAACUCGACACGUGUCCAACUCCGGUGGAUAACCGCCGAGCCGGAGAAGAAUUUCACGGCGAAUCUCAUGAGAAACUGGCUGGCUCCGGGAGGAGAACCUUGCAGGGAGGCGAAGACCGUCGAGAUCUCCCUCCCCGGCGUCGACGGUGUUGAUUCGUUAGAGCUAACCGCCGGGGAGAUCCACGUGUUCACGUUCCAAGCGUUAGACGAAUCCAAAGCCCCAGUCUGCGUCGGCGGGGACUACUUCGAGACCGACUUAUCCGGGGAGAACUGGAAAUCGAGACCGCCGGUGAAAGACUUCGGCAACGGAACGUACUCGAUGUCGCUGCAGGUUCAUCCCGAGUUCGCCGGAGAGUUCAACCUCACCGUGAUUCUACUCUUCCGUCAUUACGAGGGACUCAAGUUCAGCACAUCGCGUCUAGGCUUCGACCGGAAGCUCCGCGACAACGUCCGGUUACGUUUCGUCAAGAAGCAUGACGUUUCUCUCCCAGAGCUCCGGUCGUGUAAGAGAUCCGACUUUACGAGGGACGCGUGGUCAGGGAGAUGGAUAAGGCUGGGGAAGAACGAUAGCUGCCAGAUCAGCAACGACGGGCGUUACCGCUGUCUCCCCGCGGGUUUCCCCUGUCGGAAACCGUGGUGCGAGGGGGCGGUUGGAGGUAUAGAGAGCAAUGGGUGGGUUUAUUCCACCCAUUGCUCUUUCAAGCUGUUCUCGGGAGAGACGGCUUGGGGUUGCUUGAAGAACAAGUGGCUCUUCUUCUGGGGGGAUUCGAAUCAUGUUGAUUCGAUUAGAAACAUGCUGAACUUUGUCUUGGGUCAUCCGGAGAUCCCCGCUGUGCCGAGGAGGUUCGACAUGAAGUUCUCCAACCCGAAGAACUCGUCGGAGACGGUGAGGAUCACGAGUAUCUUCAACGGUCACUGGAACGAGACGCAGAACUACCAAGGCCUAGACUCGCUCAGAGACAAAGACUUUAGAGAGCUGCUCAAGAAGUACUUCUCGGAGAAAGACCGUGUUCCGGACGCUAUGUUUGUGAACUCUGGUCUGCACGAUGGGAUUCACUGGCAUAGUAUCAGAGCCUUUGAGAAAGGUGCCGAGACGGCGGCUGCGUUCUGGAGAGACGUUUUCGACGGGGUCAAAGCCAGGGGACUGAAGCCGCCUGAAGUGAUUUUCAGGAACACGAUCGCGACGGGUGGUUACGCUAGGUUGCUAGCGUUUAAUCCGAGCAAAAUGGAGGCGUUUAACGGUGUGUUUCUUGAGAAGAUGAGGGAUGCGGGGUUGGUCACGAGCGUGGUUGAUAACUUUGAUAUGACGUAUCCGUGGCAUUAUGAUAAUCGGUGUAACGAUGGAGUUCAUUACGGGAGAACUCCUGCGAAAAUGCGGUGGAGGGAUGGUGAGAUUGGGCAUCAGUACUUUGUGGAUGUGAUGCUUGUUCACGUGUUGCUGAAUGCAUUGUGUGUGAGCUAAUAGUGGUGAUCGAUGUUUGGCUUUAGGAGUCACGGAUUCUUUAUUUAUGUGUAAACUUUUUCAUAUUAAUUUUUUUGGAGUAUAGAUCAAUUAUUAUUUGGAAUAACUCAACUGAAGCUUGAGUUUCUAUUCUUGUAAUGUAUAAAUGGCGAGAGUGUGGAACAACAAAUGUUUGGUAAAUCAUUUUCCUGAUUUUAUUAGUGGAACAAGUCUUCAACAUUGUCCAACUUUAAACUGACUUUUUAAGUUGGAA
Molecule: messenger RNA, 2333 nt
Organism: Raphanus sativus (radish)
Lineage: Eukaryota; Viridiplantae; Streptophyta; Magnoliopsida; Brassicales; Brassicaceae
Exons: 2
Coding region: 296-2080 (594 amino acids)
Source: RefSeq, a predicted model, not a curated record